AUGUCUCAAGUUAUACUUCCAAGUGAAUUUCAAAGAAUACUCACAACCGCAAAAGCAUUUAUUACUACAGUUCCUGAUAUUGACCUUAUUCUUAAUGGACAUUACAACAUUAUAUUUGAAAGUAAAACAGUGUCAGAAUUAUAUCUCCGAUCGGCUCCAUUGUUUUGGAAUUUUUUAAGAAAUCCGAAUAUAUCAUUUGAUAAGAAAUUAAAAUUAUUUACAUAUUUUUCUCCAUGUUCUAAACAACCUCCUCAAUCAAAUUCAGGUUUAAUUAAAAUGACUGAUGACCAAUUAAUGUUAUCGUUAAAUGAAGUAAUUAAACGAAAUAAUAGACUAAGAAUGGAUCCAAUAUUUUAUCAAACAUAUCUUAAAGAAAGAAAUGUUGAAGAACAUUUUGAAAGUUUUUUACAAUUAUUAAAGGCUCAUGACAAUAUGAGAAAAGAUCCAGUUGAAAUAGUAGUUGACCCAUUUUAUUUUGCUGGUGUUGAAUUAAAAAGAAAAGAAACACGUGAAGAACUUAUUCAAUUAAUUUUAAAAGCAUUUCAACGUGCAAGUCAAAAUACUCUUAAACAAAUAUUUAAUUCUUUAAAGGUUAAUCAAACUCAAUGGGAUGUAGAAUUAAAUUUUGACCAAUAUUCUGUUAAAGAUUUAAAGAGUCUUUUGUAUUUAUUUAAUUAA
Molecule: messenger RNA, 678 nt
Organism: Entamoeba nuttalli P19
Lineage: Eukaryota; Evosea; Mastigamoebida; Endamoebidae
Exons: 1
Coding region: 1-678 (225 amino acids)
Source: RefSeq, a predicted model, not a curated record